Gracilinanus agilis (Agile Gracile Mouse Opossum) is the source of this 2865-nucleotide messenger RNA. RefSeq names its product toll-like receptor 13. Bases 1 to 2865 code for a protein of 954 amino acids. Gene Ontology annotation, cellular component: membrane. The transcript has a single exon. The record is from RefSeq and is a predicted model, not a curated record. Gene Ontology annotation, molecular function: protein binding; transmembrane signaling receptor activity. Gene Ontology annotation, biological process: inflammatory response; immune response; toll-like receptor signaling pathway. NCBI's taxonomy places the organism in Eukaryota, Metazoa, Chordata, Mammalia, Didelphimorphia, Didelphidae.
AUGGGCCCCAAAGACAGAAGUGUGCUGCUGAAAUGGCUCUGGCUCAUAUUACUUGAGUUUUCUCUGCUGUCACUCGUAGAGAUGUAUGGAUUCCGUCACUGCACCCAAUAUAAGUUCGACAUUCAUCAUGUGCUCUGUGUCCGGAAGAACAUCACCAACUUGAAGGAAGGCAUUCGUGAUCUCCCUGAAUAUGUCACUCACCUCAACCUUACACACAACCAGAUCCAAACUGUGCCCUCUAGAAGCUUUAUUAAUUUGUCUAAUCUUGUGGAUCUUCGGUUAGAGUGGAACUUUAUCUGGGACCUUGGUCCAGAGGCCUUUCAGGGGCUUAAAAACUUGACCCUUUUGAACCUGGUGGAAAAUAAGCUUCAGAACAUCAGUUCUUCUUUUGAGGGCCUAUCCAGUUUGAAAACUUUGCUCCUGAGCCACAAUCAAAUCUCCUGGAUCCAUGAAAAUGCCUUUGUCCCACUCGUCAACUUACAGUACUUAAGCUUGUCUCGUAAUGCAAUAACCACUUUUUCCAAUGUUCUGGCAGCUGUCCAGCAUCUCCCACACUUGGAAGUUCUUGAUCUCGCCUACAACACUAUUGCUUUCCUCGACUGUAAUCCAACAACCUUGGUUUCCCUUACCAAGCUGAUCUUGAUGAAGAACAAGUUGGUAGACUUGGAUUUCUCUGUCCUAUCACUUCCUAACCUGACCACCCUGGAUGUCUCCCAGAAUGCUAUCCAGAAUGUGUAUCUGGAAACUCUACCACAGGUGAAGAGAUUGAAUCUGAGCCAGACAUGUUUGAAAGUGGAAAAGCUUGAUGCCAAAUAUCUCCAGAAUCUGAUGGAGCUGGACCUCAGUGGUAUCACUCCAUUGCCUAACACAAAGCAGGUGAAUCUGAGUGCAGUGUGUCACCUCCUCCAGAACUUGCCCAAGAUAGAGACUUUGUUUUUUCAGAAAAAUGGAAUUGAUUCAGAGGACAUCAAGCACCUUGCCAACUGUACUAUGCUUUUGUCUCUUGACCUGAGCCACAAUAAAGAUUUGGUCCGUCUCAGUAACAGUGAGUUCAGCGACAUGCCCAGCCUUGAACGGCUGGAUCUGAACAGUUGCAUGCUGUCCCUGGUCAGCAAUAUGACUUGGAAUUCCCUCCAGAAUUUGACAGUGUUAGACUUGAGUAGAAAUAGGCUUAAAACCUUUCCAGAUUUUGCAUUUGCUCCCCUUCAACGCCUUCGGUCUCUCUCUCUUUCCAGAAAUCCCAUCACAGAACUCAACAACCUGUCCUUCUAUAGGUUACACGAGCUGAAGGAACUCGACUUGGCCGGCUGCUGGAUAGUGGCAAUUGAUCACUACGCCUUUAGUCAGUUUUUGAGUCUUGAGAAUCUAAACCUUCGGGAGAACAAUAUCCGAACUCUGAAAAAGAACACUUUUUUAUUUCUGAAGAAUCUUCAAGUUCUGACUCUCUCCCAGAACCGUUUGGCCACCAUAGAGAAAAGUGCUUUUUCUGGCCUCACAAAACUAUACAAACUUGACCUGGCAUACAACAUACUGUCUGAUUUUCAUCCUGGUAUGUUCCUGGGACUGGAAGGACUAGAGGUUUUAGACCUCAGUUUUAACAAAAUAACAUAUGAAACUCUCAAGAGCCUCCAGCCUCCUCCUUUUAAGGAUCUCCAGUCUCUCAAACGCCUCAACUUAGAAGGACAAAUAAAUGGAAUUCAGGUUGUUCCAAUCAACUUCUUCCAAGGAUUGGGGAAUUUGCAGGAACUACUACUGGGAAAGAAUUCUAAGGUAUUUCUGGACCACCUCCAGUUGGACCAACUGCCUAAUCUCACCAGACUGGAUAUCUCAGGGACAAAAGCUGGCAAUCGGGGUCUCUAUUUAAAUACUUCCUUGUUCCAAAAAUUGAAACGAUUGAAAUUAUUGCAACUAGAGAACAACAACUUGGACUCAUUAGCUCCUGAAAUGUUCUUUGGUUUGGAAAGCCUUCAGAUCUUUUCCUUGAGGUUCAAUAACCUCAAAAUCAUUAAUCAAAACCUCUUGCAGAACCUGAAGUCUCUGAUGUAUUUUGAUGUCUAUGAGAACAAGCUUGAGUGUAUCUGUGAUAAUGAGUGGUUCAAGAACUGGUCCAUCAGCACACCAACCGUCCAUAUCCCCUACUUGAGGAGCUUCCAUUGUCAGCAGCCAAAUACACAGAGCCUACUAGUGGGUUUUGAUACUUCCAUAUGUAAUUUUGACACAGGUAAAAUUUGCUUCUUCUGCUCCUUCAGCCUGGUGUUGGCAACCAUGGUCUUUUCUUGGUUUGGUACCAAGAUGAUCUCAUCUAUGCGAUAUGGAAUCUAUAUGUUUAAGUCCUUAUACUUGGCCAAGUGGCAUCGGACAGAAAGGGAGUUCGUCUAUGAUGCUUUUGUCUCCUUCAAUGCUGCUGAUGAAGAAUGGGUUUAUAAGGAGCUUGUACCAGCUCUAGAAGAAGUUGGCCAGCCCACUUUUAAGCUCUGCCUGCACCAUCGGGACUUUGAACUUGGGGUAGACAUCUUUGAAAAUAUCCAGAAUGCCAUUAACACCAGCCGAAAGACUCUCUGUAUUGUCAGUAAUGACUAUCUCCGAAGUGAGUGGUGCCGGCUUGAAGUGCAGCUGGCUAGCCUCCGGAUGUUCUAUGACUACCAGGAUGUGAUCAUCUUGAUUUUCUUGGAGGAGAUCCCCAACUACCGACUGUCCAGCUACCAUCGACUCCGGAAACUCGUGAAGAAGCAGACAUUUAUCACCUGGCCUGAGAAUUUCCAGGAGAGACCCCUCUUCUGGGCCCGCAUUAGAAAUGCUCUAGGCAACAGGACUGUUAGGGAGGAGAAUGCACAGUUGAUUUUGACUGAUCCACUAGGAGACUGA